AUGAAGGCCGCUCUGCGUGCCGGCCUUACGGGCGCCGACUGGAUUGACCGCCUCCCGUGGGUCAUGCUCGGUCUCCGCUCUGCCCCCAAGGAAGACCUCCAGGCCUCGUCCGCCGAGCUGGUAUCGGCCAGCCCCUGCGGGUCCCGGGAGUUUCUGCGGACGCGACUGCUCCUGGUCCGCCUCCUCUCACCGGACUGUGUCCCGGGCGUCGCCGAUGCCUCGUUCCGGUCCCGACGACUCGCCACUGCCUCCCCCAGUCCUAUGUCCCCAGGGACCUGCCAGCGGCGAGGUGCUGGUCGUCACGGCUACAACAACGCAGGAGAUGGGGAAGAGGGGGAUGGAGGAGGAGAAGGAGGAGGAGAGGAGAGGGAUGCGGAGUGGGACGAGGAGCUGGACGGGGAGGACGAGGGAGUGAGGAUGACGAGAACCAACACGCUUCACUCGACCACGAGCUCGACCGGCACGCAGAGGAGAAGAGGACUACACGCUAAGAAACAGGUCCAGGGCAGUAAUCAGGUCCAGAGAGCUCCGAGAGCUUUAUACUGUCUAAAACUCAACAAUCCAAUCAGACGAGCCGCUCUGUCCAUCGUAGAGUGGAAGCCUUUUGAUAUCUUCAUCCUUUUGGCCAUCUUUGCUAACUGCGUCGUUCUGGGAGUCUCUAAACCGUUUCCUGAGGACGACUCCAACUCCACCAACCACGACCUGGAACAAGUGGAGUACGUCUUCCUCAUCAUCUUCACCAUCGAGACCUUCCUCAAGAUCUUGGCCUACGGUCUGGUGAUGCACCCCAGCUCCUACAUCCGCAACGGCUGGAACCUGCUGGACUUCGUCAUCGUCAUCGUCGGGUUGUUCAGCGUCAUCUUGGAGACGAUGACUCAUAAGUCCGGCGAGGUGGCGACGACUCAUCACGUGCCGGGAAAACCUGGAGGUCUGGAUGUGAAAGCUCUGAGGGCCUUCAGAGUCCUGCGGCCCCUCAGACUGGUCUCUGGGGUCCCCAGUCUGCAGAUCGUGCUGAACUCCAUCAUGAAGGCGAUGGUUCCUCUGCUCCACAUCGCCCUGCUGGUGCUCUUCGUCAUCAUCAUCUACGCCAUCAUCGGUCUGGAGCUCUUCAUCGGACGCAUGCACAAAACCUGCUACUACAAACUAGCAGAUAACUACGUGGAGGACGACCCCGUGCCGUGUGCCUUCGCCGGUCACGGCCGUCAGUGCCGGAUCAACGGGACGGAGUGCCGGGGCCGGUGGGACGGGCCCAACGGCGGCAUCACCAACUUCGACAACUUCUUCUUCGCCAUGCUGACGGUGUUCCAGUGCAUCACCAUGGAGGGCUGGACCGACGUGCUCUACUGGAUGAACGACGCCAUCGGCUUCGAGCUGCCGUGGGUUUACUUCGUCAGUCUUGUAAUCUUCGGGUCCUUCUUCGUCCUCAACCUGGUCCUGGGAGUCCUCAGCGGAGAGUUCAGUAAGGAGAGGGAGAAGGCGAAGGCUCGGGGAGACUUCCAGAAGCUGAGGGAGAGGCAGCAGAUGGAGGAGGACCUGUGUGGCUACAUGGACUGGAUCACUCAGGCCGAGGACAUGGACGAGCUGGACGAGGACGGGAACCCCCGUCCGUCUCUGGGAGAUCUGUCAGACAAGAAGAGAGGAAAGUUUGGCUGGUUCAGUCACUCCAGUGAGACACACGCUAGUCUUCCUGCCAGUGAAACAGCGUCUACAAACACAGAAAACAUUGAUGAAGAACACACCAACUGCUGCCAGGCCUGCUGCUCCAAGAUGAUGCAGAUCAGCUGCUGCCGGACGCUGCGGCGCUGGAACCGGGUCUGCCGCCGGAACUGUCGCACAGCGGUGAAGUCGGUGACUUUCUAUUGGCUGGUUCUGCUGCUCGUCUUCCUCAACACCUCCCUCAGCGCCUCGGAGCACUACAACCAACCGGAUUGGCUGACGGAGGUCCAAGACAUCGCCAACAAGGUGCUGCUGUCGCUGUUCACCGUGGAGAUGCUGCUGAAGAUGUACGCUCUGGGGCCGGAUCUCUACUUCCUGGCCUUCUUCAACCGCUUCGACUGCUUCGUGGUGUGCGGCGGCAUCGUGGAAACCAUCCUGGUGGAGAUGAGCUUCAUGCCGCCGCUCGGCAUCUCAGUGCUGCGCUGCGUCCGGCUGCUGAGGAUCUUCAAGGUCACCCGCCAUUGGACGGCUCUGUCCCACCUGGUGGCGUCGCUGCUGAACUCCAUGAAGUCCAUCGCCUCGCUGCUGCUGCUGCUCUUCCUCUUCCUCAUCGUCUUCGCUCUGCUCGGCAUGCAGCUGUUCGGAGGGAAGUUCAACUUCGACGAGACGCAGACCAAACGCAGCACCUUCGACGCCUUCCCCCAGGCGCUGCUCACCUGCUUCCAGGUGACGGUAGACCUGAACCAGCCUGAACCAGUCCUAACUAUAGACCUGAACCAGUCCGUUGAGCCUAAAGAAUUAACUGAAGACAUCCUGCUGAACGUCUUCUUGGCCAUCGCCGUGGACAACCUGGCGGGAGGAGACGGAAACAAGAAGGAUAAGAAGACAGAAGUAGCGGAGGAGGAAAAGGUCGUAGGAGGAGGAGAGGGAGAGAUAGAAGGAGGAGAAGCAGAAGAACAAGGACAGGAAGAGGAAGUGAAGGUGGAAAUGGAUGAAGACACCGAGUACGAGGAGGAGGAGGAGGAGGAGGAACCUCCUGAAGGAGAAGAGGAUGCCGGAGUUCAAUUAAAGAUAGCCGACCUGGCUCCUCCUAAAGAGAAGGUGCUUCCAAUCCCAGAAGGCAGUGCGUUCUUCUGCAUGAGCAAUACGAACCCCAUCCGAGUGGCCUGUCACACUCUCAUCCACCACCACAUCUUCACCAACCUCAUCCUCGUCUUCAUCAUCCUCAGCAGCUGCUCAUUGGCGGCUGAGGAUCCAAUCAGAGCCCACUCCUUCAGGAACAACAUGAUUUGAUGUUUGACUGACUACGCAUCAUUCUCCAUCUUCACUGUGAUUCUUCUGUAAAAGAUGGCGGUUCACGGAGCGUUCCUCCACCCGGGCUCCUUCUGCAGGAACUGGUUCAACUUGUUGGAUCUGCUGGUGGUCAGCGUCUCUUUGGUCUCCUUCUUCCUUCACUCCAGUGCCAUCUCAGUGGUGAAGAUCCUUCGAGUCCUUCGAGUGCUGAGACCUCUGAGGGCCAUCAACAGGGCCAAAGGACUGAAGCAUGUGGUCCAGUGUGUGUUCGUGGCCAUCAAGACAAUAGGAAACAUCAUGAUCGUCACAACGCUGCUGCAGUUCAUGUUCGCCUGCAUCGGAGUUCAGCUGUUCAAGGGUAAAUUCUAUCGCUGCACAGACGAAGCCAAACACACUCCAGAACAGUGCAAAGGGACCUUCGUGGUGUAUAAAGAUGGAGAUGUGAACCAUCCGAUGGUCCGGGAGAGGAUCUGGCUGAACAGCGACUUUAAUUUUGACAACGUGCUGAUGGGGAUGAUGGCGCUCUUCACCGUCUCCACCUUCGAGGGCUGGCCCGCGCUGCUGUAUAAAGCCAUCGAUGCCAACGGGGAGAACUCUGGACCCAUCUACAACUACAGAGUGGAGAUCUCCAUCUUCUUCAUCGUCUACAUCAUCAUCAUCGCCUUCUUCAUGAUGAACAUCUUUGUGGGUUUCGUCAUCAUCACCUUCAGAGAGCAGGGAGAGCAGGAGUACAAGAACUGUGAGCUGGACAAGAACCAGCGUCAGUGUGUGGAGUUCGCCCUGAAGGCUCAGCCCCUGAAGCUCUACAUCCCAAAGAACCCGAUUCAGUUCAAGUUCUGGUCCAUCGUCAACUCCACGGGCUUUGAGUACAUCAUGUUCGUGCUCAUCCUGCUCAACACCGUCACGCUGGCGGUCCAGCAUUACGAGCAGUCGAAGCACUUCAGCCACAUCAUGGACAUUCUCAACAUGGUGUUCACCGGCCUCUUCACGGCGGAGAUGCUGUUGAAGCUGCUGGCUCUCCGACUCAGGCAUUACUUCGUGGACGCGUGGAACUCGUUCGACGCUCUCAUCGUAGUUGGCAGCGUCGUCGACAUCGUGGUCACUGAGUUCAGCAGUGGGGAAGACAGCUCUCGGGUGUCGAUCACCUUUUUCCGCCUGUUUCGAGUGAUGCGAUUGGUCAAGCUGCUGAGCAAAGGGGAGGGGAUUCGUACACUUCUGUGGACUUUCAUCAAAUCACUGCAGGCUCUGCCGUACGUCGCUCUGCUCAUCGCCAUGAUCUUCUUCAUCUACGCCGUCAUCGGGAUGCAGACCUUUGGGAAAGUAGCCAUGCAGGCUCACACUCAGAUCAACAGAAACAACAACUUCCAGACAUUUCCUCAGGCUGUUCUCCUCCUCUUCAGGUGUGCGACAGGUGAGGCCUGGCAGGAGAUCAUGCUGGCCAGUCUUCCAGGUAAACGCUGUGACCCGGAGUCGGACUACGAACCCGGAGAAGAGUUCAGCUGCGGAAGCAACUUUGCCAUCGUAUACUUCAUCAGCUUCUUCAUGUUGUGUGCUUUCCUGAUCAUUAACCUGUUUGUCGCCGUCAUCAUGGACAACUUUGACUAUCUGACGCGUGAUUGGUCGAUUCUGGGAUCGCAUCACCUGGAUGAGUUCAAGAGGAUCUGGUCCGAAUACGAUCCAGAGGCCAAGGGUCGAAUCAAACACCUGGACGUUGUGGCUUUGCUCCGGAGGAUUCAGCCUCCUCUGGGCUUCGGGAAGCUGUGUCCUCACAGAGUGGCUUGUAAGCGCCUCGUGACCAUGAACAUGCCUCUGAACGCUGACGGCAUGGUGACCUUUAACGCCACGCUCUUCGCUCUGGUUCGCACCGCCCUCAAGAUCAAGACUGAAGGUAACCCUGAGCAGGAGAACGAGGAGCUGAGGGGGAUCAUCAAGAAGAUCUGGAAGAGAAUGAAACCAAAACUACUGGAUGAAGUAAUACCACAGCAUGAAGAGGAGGAAGUGACCGUCGGGAAGUUUUACGCAACUUUCCUGAUUCAGGAUUACUUCAGGAAGUUCAGGAAGAGGAAAGAGAAAGGAGACCUGGCGGAGUCUGAGGCCCCCAACCCGUCUGCCAUCCAGCUGUGUAAAGCCGGUCUGAAGACUCUGCAGGAUCUGGGUCCAGAGAUGCGUCUGGCUCUGAACGAGGACCUGGAGGACGAGGACGAGGACCUGGAGGAGGGGGGCGACGGCGUCGGACCGGAGAGAGAUCAACGAGGCUCCGUGCUGGCCACGCCCACUGGUCCCUCAGGUCCCGGAGGACCGGCGGGGGACGGCGGCGUGUCUAACGGCGGUCCGGUCCACCGGGUCGGUUCCAUCACCAAGAUGCCGAACGGCGGCGAGCACGACGAACAUCUUCGGCGCGGAGACGACGCGAGGUCUUCCGUCAAUCUUCAUCCUCAUCACCACCGCCGGCCGUCAGCGAAGAACGGCCAGCUGGACCACGGAGACCACAAGAGACCGCAUCACAAGACCAGGAGAGACUGGAGGAACGUGGACCUGGAGGCCUGCGGGGAGCAGGAGGACAACGACAGCAUCACCUCCAGAGACAGACACCACUCUGACGAGCCUCCUCUGUACAGAGACCACGACGAUGGCCACGCCCCCAACAGCAGCUAUGGCAACGGGUACAGCGAGGCCAGGAGGACGACCCGGCGACGCCUACUUCCUGCCACGCCCACAGGUCGGAAGCCGUCAUUCAACAUCCAGUGUUUGAGGAGGCAGCGCAGCAGUGACGACCUGCCGAACCCCGGAACCUAUCACCCCACCUCACCGCCACGCCGCACACGCACACAGACAUUCGGCGGUUACGAGUCUCGCCGCCCCUCCUCUGCGUCCUGGGCGAACCCGUGUCCUCGCCGCGGCCGCCUCCUCUACGCUCCGCUCCUCCUGGUGGAGGAGGGGGGCAGCCCGCCCUGGGGGGGAGGAGGAAGAGGAGGAGAGGGGCAUAAGGGAGGCGCAGGAAGAGGUGUCAACGUCACGCGUGCAGCACCCAGAGCGGCCUGGUACGGUGGCGCCGCAGGGACAUCAGCUCCGCCCCCUUACAGAGCCUACACCACCCUCAGAGUUCCCUCCCAGCUCGGCGCCCAGCUGACGGAGAAGCGCGGAUCGGCCGACAGUCUGGUGGAGGCGGUCCUGAACUCCGAGGGGCUCGGCCUGUACGCCCGGGAUCCCAAGUUCGUGGCGUUCGCCAAGCGGGAGAUCGCCGACGCGUGUCACAUGACGGUGGACGAGAUGGAGUCGGCCGCCAGCGACCUUCUCUGCAACGGGAGCCACGGUUUGGUCAGCGCCGCCGCCGACCCCGCCGCGCUCUACAGCGACGAGGAGCCGAUCAGGACGGGCCGCGACGAGGACGAGCUGGUCGACGAGAUGACCUGCGUGACGUCGUUCUGACUGAGCCAAUCAGUGACGAGACAUUCAACCAAUAGGGGGACGGGGCAGAGAGGAGGCCGGAGCUGAAUAGAAAUAACACCGACUGACAGGAUUCGUGAAGUAACGAUGAAAGAUGACCGACAGCAGAGUGACGCGUAUACCCCUGGUGGUCAGUCGAGAGAAUGCAGCUUUAACAGAUGAAUUAUAGACUUCUAUACAGCCAGAGGAGUCGCCCCCUGGUGGACAUUAGAGAGAAUGCAGCUUUAACACAUGAAGUGGAUACUUCUAUACAACCAGAGGAGUCGCCCCUUGGUGGUCAAGAGAAAGAAUGCAGCUUUAACACAUGAAGCAUAGACUUCUAUACAACCAGAGGAGGUGUAUGUGGGGGGGGGGGGGUCAGAUGGAGGUCAACAGGAAAGUGUGUUUCUGCUGUUAAACAUUGUGUUAAAAAUAUUUGAUGUGUUUUUAUUCUCAUAAAUGAAGACAAUGAUGUGAAAAGGG
Pseudoliparis swirei is the source of this 6858-nucleotide messenger RNA. RefSeq names its product calcium channel, voltage-dependent, L type, alpha 1F subunit (gene cacna1fb). Gene Ontology annotation, cellular component: voltage-gated calcium channel complex; membrane. The transcript has 52 exons. Gene Ontology annotation, molecular function: high voltage-gated calcium channel activity. The record is from RefSeq and is a predicted model, not a curated record. Lineage: Eukaryota; Metazoa; Chordata; Actinopteri; Perciformes; Liparidae. Gene Ontology annotation, biological process: calcium ion import across plasma membrane.